Messenger RNA from Pteronotus mesoamericanus, 858 nucleotides. RefSeq names its product mediator complex subunit 11 (gene MED11). The transcript has 3 exons. The coding region runs from base 75 to 458 and encodes 127 amino acids. Gene Ontology annotation, cellular component: mediator complex. The record is from RefSeq and is a predicted model, not a curated record. NCBI's taxonomy places the organism in Eukaryota, Metazoa, Chordata, Mammalia, Chiroptera, Mormoopidae. Gene Ontology annotation, biological process: regulation of transcription by RNA polymerase II. Gene Ontology annotation, molecular function: transcription coregulator activity.
GCAGGCGCAAAGGACUCCCUUCCGGGUCCAAGCGUCGCGCUUCUCAGAAAAUCCUUUGGAUUUCCAGAGUGGCAAUGGCAACCUAUAGUCUGGCAAACGAGCGACUACGCGUCCUGGAAGACAUCGAACGAGAAAUCGGAGCGAUUCUUCAGAAUGCAGGUUCGGGAUACGGCGACCGGAAGCCAGAGAGUACCGUGAUCCUGGAACUUUCCAAGGAAAAAACCAAUGAGCGGCUUCUGGACCGGCAAGCGGCGGCUUUCACGGCGUCGGUGCAACAUGUAGAGGCGGAGCUCUCGGCUCAGAUCCGCUACCUAACCCAGGUGGCCACAGGGCAGCCCCAUGAGGGCUCCAGCUAUUCUUCAAGGAAGGACUGUCAGAUGGCCCUGAAGCGAGUGGACUAUGCUCGCCUCAAGCUCAGUGAUGUGGCCCGAACCUGUGAGCAGAUGCUGGAAAACUAAUCCAAGCAGGUAGAGAAACAGCUUGGAAAGAGACCACCACCUGCACCCCAGGACAGAUCCUGGAGAACCGUAGGAUGGGGAGCACAGGCAGCUGUGCAUGCCCUGCUGGUUAGAAUAUAGGAGGACAAUGAGGUAAAAGGUGGGAAUGGAGAAAUUUAAAGACCAAGCCUGCCCGCAACGUUACACUGGCUCCUCCAGCCCGGUGCUCCUGUUCCGCAUGCAUUUCACAGAAGCGCUAACAAGCUCAGACAGGAGAUGGAGAUUCAGACACCCAACCCACUUCCUCAUAUAUUUCAUGUCCUACUCCCAGGCUCCCACAGACUUGUACAUUCUUCUUCAUUGGAAGAGAUAAAAGAAGAACUAAGGGUUUUAAUAAUAAAAACAGUAACAAUAAAAACAA